UGUGUGUGUACCUAUGCGUGCGUUUAGGAAAUUUAGUCGGCCCGGGCCCAGGAGUCGGCCGCAGCCGUCGCAACUGGAUAGUGCAGUGUGACGUCACGCGUCACGUUCAGACGAAAUAAAAAUAAUCUCGCGGGGCGCAAUUCGAUAGGCUGUAACUUUUUGUUUUUAAAGAUAAAUCAAUAAUUGUUUCAUUUUUCUUAAAAUUUCAACAAAAACUUGUAAACUUGUCCAUUCGCUUAGAGAAUUUGGAACACUGUGUAAAUUUCACAUAAGAUUAUUUUAGUUUUCCCUCACUAGAUAGGUGGUGCACCUUUUUCUUGCGCGCCAUCUAUCAUGGUAAAUAUUGUGCCAGGAAGUAUGAUAUGUGCAGAAAUCUGCAACAAUCUGUCAAAAACAAAUUGUCAUCUUAUCAGCUGACACAUUUGACACGUUGGUUGAUUUUUGAUUUUGUAAAUACAUUUUAAUAAAACCCUAAUAAACAACGAAAAUAAUGCACCUAUAGUUCAGAAAUGGCACAUUCUGAAGAUGGAAAUUGGGUGGCCGAAUUGGAAAACGCACUUCUAGAAGAAUGUUCUGCUACGGAUAUUUAUUGCAUAUGUAAAGGAAAAGCAUUACCAGAAAAUUUGAGGGCAGAAAUAUGGCAGAUCUGUUUGGACGUUCGAGAUAAAGGCAACCAACUGGACCACUUCAAUGAAGUGUUCGAUCUGCCCAACCAGAACGUCCUCCGCGAAGACUGCAACACUUUCGUAUCGAAACUAGGUAACGAUGAGGAGGACAAACUUUCAGUUCUAUCCGACCUGGAAUCCAUCCUCACAUUCUACUGCAAAAGUAGGAACGUACCCUACGAGCGUAACAAUGGAUGGAUCGAACUACUGCUGCCCAUAGUGUCGCUAAAAAUGCCGCGCUCAGUUACCUACAAUUUGUUCGAAGCCAUCAAAGACACUUACGUGCCUCAGAGUCUUAGGACGGACGGAAAUGCAUUUCAUAUUUUGAGGUUGUUGUUGCUGUACCAUGAUCCAGAGCUGUGUUCGUUUUUGGAUACAAAACGUAUAACGCCGGAAAAGUAUUGCCUAACAUGGUUCCAAUCGCUGUUCGCCGCCACAUCUAGCCUAGAAGUAGUAAUAAACAUGUGGGACUACUACUUCCAGCAAUCCGAUCCCUUUUUUGUAUUCUUCCUUUCGCUCAUAAUGGUGAUCAAUGCGAGAGAUCAGAUCAUCUCAAUGAAAGAGGAAGAGAAAGAAAAAAUCAUCACUACACUGGCGAACAUGCCUUGUGGGCUUGAAGCUGAUGACGUUUCGGAUUUCUGUACUUUGGCUCAGUAUUAUGCUCUGAAAACGCCGGUGUCGUUUAGAAAUGAGCUGAUGCAAAAUAUUUACAGUGGAAAGAAUGACGACUCUUUACUGGUGUCUCAAGCACUAUGCCUCCCAGUAUCUGUCCAGGAAUUAGUGGACAACACCGUUUGCAGAAAUGACCAAACGGUCCCAGUCAACGCAGACGCAGUUCGAUUUUUCCUUGUGGACUGCCGUCCAAUCGAACAUUACAAUGCAGGUCAUUUACCGACGGCCUUCCAUUUGGACUGCAAUCUGAUGCUGCAGGAACCUGGCGCGUUCGCGACAGCCGUACAAGGAUUACUGAGUGCACAAAGGCAAGCCUUGGCCCACAAAUCUAAUGCAGGUGGUGAACAUCUGUGUUUCCUGGGCAGUGGUCGAAACGAAGAAGACCAAUACACGCACAUGGUGGUAGCCUCCUUUCUCCAGAAGCACACCCAGUACGUUUCGUUGGUAACGGGUGGGUAUGCGGCACUCCACGAUUACUUCGCUGACAAUAUAGACGCGGUGCUGCAGGAUCACGAUCCCAAGAACUGCGUCGUUUGCGCACCGGCCUACCAUUCUAAGCUAAGGCAGCAAAAUGGCGGCGGUAAAGCUCAGUCGCAGUCGUCGGAUCUUUUCGGGAAAAUUUCGGCGGCUAUGAAGUCAAAGUCGGCAGAGGUAAAAGGAAGGUUGAUAGAUUACAUUGUAAAUCCAAAUCCAAGCACCCCAGUACAGGAGAGGCAUGUAUCCAGUACUGAUAAGAUAGGAAAGCGAUAUCGAGACGUAGCUCCCGUUUUUAGUAUAGAUGAUGAUCAGGAUAGUGGUGGUACAGUUCAGCAUGUCACUGACAGUGAUGAACAGGAACUAGUCCAAAUCCAGCAAUAUUUGCGGAAACCAGAGGUAAUCGAGCAUUUUCCGUGCCAAGAGGUAAAACUGAACGGUUUUAUGUACAAGAGUCAUUUGAUCGUCACUCGCACCGAAUUAAUAGUACUUAGAGAAGUUCCAGAUGCAAAGGGUGCUGCAGAGGUAAAUCAAUUAUUGAAAGUACUUAUUGAGGUUUUCUAAAUGAUUCAUCAACAUAUUUAAUGAAAAUACAUCAACUAUUUUUUUGCAUUCAAGCUAAUAGUGAAGCGGCCAUUGUCUGCCAUAGUGAAGAUUACAGCACGAAAACGCCAUCCAGAAUUGAUCACCUUCAAAUAUGGAGUUCCAGAUGGAGAGAAUUUGAAGAUCUCAGACAUGGACAGAUUUCUUAUUCCGAAUGCGGAGAGAGCUACGAAGGUGGUGUCGGAUCAGAUACUUAUUCAGCUUAAGGCCAAGGAAUAGUAAAAUACGUAGCAAAUUUAGGCAUCUAAGUUUAAUGAGUCGAACGAACUACGGUUUUCUUGUGAAUAGUUAAGAAGUUAUACAUAUUUUAAACUUUGUUGGUUCUGUAAAAUCCUUUUUAUUUAUUCUUAACUAAUAAAAUAAGUACAAACAUACAA
Molecule: messenger RNA, 2791 nt
Organism: Acanthoscelides obtectus
Lineage: Eukaryota; Metazoa; Arthropoda; Insecta; Coleoptera; Chrysomelidae
Source: the annotation of a GenBank genome assembly